UUUGUGGGGUCAAAGUGGAAAAAUCAUCAAUUUUUAUAUUGUCAAAGUUGCCUCCUUUAUAUUCUUCUGAGCUCUCUCUUGUAACCCGCCUGACCUAAACAAAACACCUUCGUCUCCUUCGUUAUUCUUGGUCUUCUCCACGAGGAGUUGAGCUCUUUAUCAAUGAAACAUAUUGUGAAAAUUCUGACAUUGUUGGUGACCAUCUCUGCCUUAUGGAUUGGCCUAUUACAGACAGCUAUUAUUCCACGUAGUCAUACUUGGUUGCUUCCCAUAUAUUUCAUUGUGUCGCUAGGAUGCUAUGGGCUUCUACUGGUUGGAGUUGGUUUGGUACAAUUUCCAACUUGUCCUCAAGAAGCAGUAUUGUUGCAGCAGGACGUAAUUGAGGCCAAGGAAUAUUUGAAGCAGAAAGGGAUCGAUGUGGGUGGCUGUGAUUGAUGUUGUGACCAGAGUUCUGUUUUCACGUUUUGAAUUUUAGACACAAAGAAAGACCCUUGUAGAAUUUAUUGAACUUCACUUACUGUAGCACUGAUAUUGUGGAAGUCUUAUAGCAAUUGAUUGCUUCCUUGUGAAUGAAAAUCGGGAAAAGUUUACCAGUUAAA
Rosa chinensis is the source of this 599-nucleotide messenger RNA. Its product is annotated as dolichol-phosphate mannose synthase subunit 3. NCBI's taxonomy places the organism in Eukaryota, Viridiplantae, Streptophyta, Magnoliopsida, Rosales, Rosaceae. The record is from RefSeq and is a predicted model, not a curated record. Gene Ontology annotation, biological process: GPI anchor biosynthetic process. The transcript is spliced from 4 exons. The coding region runs from base 163 to 435 and encodes 90 amino acids. Gene Ontology annotation, cellular component: dolichol-phosphate-mannose synthase complex; endoplasmic reticulum membrane.